Molecule: messenger RNA, 2253 nt
Organism: Aspergillus terreus NIH2624
Lineage: Eukaryota; Fungi; Ascomycota; Eurotiomycetes; Eurotiales; Aspergillaceae
Exons: 1
Coding region: 1-2253 (750 amino acids)
Source: RefSeq, a predicted model, not a curated record
AUGGCUCCCGUCGCCCAGAGCGAUAUUGAAAGGGAGAGCCAUACUUCCGAUAUGGCCAGCCAGGACUCUCCACUGCGCCGACAGUUCUCCGAGCCAAUUCAUGCUCGCUCUACAUCUACUCAAGCCUCACCAUCCCCGUCUCCCAUGACGCACAAAUCUAAAUGUGCCUGGUGUGGCGAGUAUUUCGAAUCGUCGGGCGAAGAUUCUUCUUCUCAGAAAGAGGCUCUAAAAGAACACAUCGCUACGGUUCAUCCGCAUAUUGCAAAGUUUUCGACCUAUGACAGGGCUGCAGAUGGAGAUGACCAGAGUGCCGCCGACUUCCAUGACGAUGAGCAUCACUUGGACGAUGAUGACGAUGGGGAUUCUGAGGGUGCAUCUGAUGAUGAAGUUAACCAUACUGCUCACGGAGAAGAUGAUGGCGAUGUCGAAGCUGCCGAAGAUGGUGCGGCUGAAAUCGCAGAAUCCACCUCGGCGGACGAGGACAACGACCGUGACGAAAUUGAAAAUGAUCGACAAGAGCCCGAUCUAGAGGGUGAAGGUGAAGGGCCGGAGGCGGAUUCCGAACUUGCACUUUCCAAUCAACUUCACGAAUUCUCGCGCGAACAGGACGCUGUCUCUCUGGACAAGCGCCUCCACAAUCUCUGGAACAUCCAUGACGUCCGCAAUUUCUCCGAGGAUUAUGAGGAGCUAUCAUCCGGCCUCGAUAGGACCUGGGCAAAGGUCUUCCACGACUCCAAACGCGGCAAGAAACGGGAUGCAUCUGAAUUCUCGGAUCGACCCAACCCGUAUAAGAUGACGAAGAGCACGAGGGGUGAAUUUCUUGAGAUAACCUCUUUGGAGGACUUCCUCUCUCAACUCCGUGAUCCCGAGACGCGCUCAUCUGAUGAACUCUACGCGAUCACGGAGAACGUUGCCUAUGCUUUGAAGGCAUGGCAGGAUGAAUACUUGGCCAUUGAAAAGCUCCACAAGCUUGCGACCCGCCACAAUGCCAAACCCACCACCAACCCCAGAAAGUUGGACCGACCAGCAGUUUUCGAAGACAAAAAGGAAGCCACACUGUACGGCUACAAACAUGAUCCCAAGGAAGACAAGGUCGGAUUUCAAAAUCCGUUCACACAAGGUGGCUUCAAGCCUACCAGUGCUCAAGCGAGACGGAUGGCCGCCAAAGCUGGUUCGGACCCUAAUCCCGAUGGUUGGCCGACUAUCAUCAAAUUCGGUACCCGACACAUCCCCAAGUUUCAAAACCCUCCCCGCGAGGAGUUCGUUGGGAAGGCCACGCGCAAGCGCAAGGCAGCAGAACUGGAAGCUGCCAGCAAGGCCAAUGAAACUGACGAGACCCAAGUCGAAAGCCCAGCACCCGUUGAGCAUGAGGAACCCCAGGCAAAGCGGCGUACGCGCUCCCGUCGGUCGGAUAUCAUGCCUGAAGCCCACCCAUCCACGCCUGCUCGAUCUUCUGCGCGGGGACGUGGACGUGGGCGCGGUCGGGGAGGUGCCCGCAUGGGCUCGCGUGCGACUUCUGAAGCCCCCCAACCCGCUGCUGUACCAUCUAUCCGUUCGUCUGGUCGCACCCAAGGCCGGGAGCCCACUACUCCCACGACGGCGACGCCGACACCCCGCCCUGCAACUCACCUGCCUCCCAUUGAACCAGCCCCAAGCGGUGCUCCUGCAACUACACCUGCCCCUAGCACCACUCCUGGCGUAACAGGCCAAAACGAGGCCCUGGACCCGGCAGAGAUCGCCCGACGGGAAAAGAUCGCCAACUCGAAGAACCCCAAACGGACCGAGGCCAUGCUUAAUCAUUGGGCUCGAUUCAACCGGGAGGGACGCACGCGUAACCCGAAGCGGUCCAAAGCCCAGAUUGAGGCUGACCGCGCGGCUGAGGCUGCCAGAAAGGCGGCUGAACCCCCGAAGAUGGGCAAGAAGAAGAAGACACCCAAUCCUGUCAUCAAAGGGCCAACUCGCGUUGACAUUGGCCUUGCUCCGGCACCUCAUAUGCCUCCUCCGGCGUCGUUGGCUCCGGCACCUCCAGGACCACAUCAUCAACUGGCACCAAUGCCUCCUCCUCACCGGGCGUCCCUCCCCCCGUUUGCCCAGGUGGAUCCCCGGUCUAUGGCACCAUUCCCCGGGCCUCCCGGACCUCCAAGCCAUCUACCACCUCCACAACCGUACCACACGCCAUACCCUUACAUGUCGCCGUAUGGGGCUCCGCCGCCUCCUUCUCUACCCCCACCGGGCCACCCACGCCCGGCGUAA